AAGAAAGUCAGAGCUGUGCCUUCUGAUCAACAAUGUGAGGAUGGCGACGUCUCAGCGCUUCAUCAGGUCGCCGUACUCAUUUGCUCCCCAACAAGUCACCCCCAACGGCUGUGCCAGCAACACGCAAAUGCAAUCCUGCUCUCCUCAUCUGCAGUUUCCCCACCGAAAAAAGAGGACAUUUCGCCGACCUUUCAGAUGCAGGAGCAGCUUGACGAAUUGCCUCAGUGUGGAAAGAGAGCUUGCAAGCGAGAAGCCGAACAGAAGGACCACUCUUGCAACUCGAGGAUUGGCAGAAAUGGUGGCGGACUCUGCAGCGGCAGUUGCAGGGGUGAGCCCUUUGGAGGCGCUCAAGCAGGGGAGCUGGGUCAAGCUGAUUUGCGGGGCCAGCUUUGAGGACGCUAUCGAAGUCCGGAGCCUGGCGCUUAUCUACACUCUGGCAGGAGUCGAUUGCAUCGACUGUGCCUGCGACUCCGCAAUCGUCACCGCCGUCGAGGAGGGCAUCUCUGCAGCGCUCCGCCUCUUCGCUGCCUUUCUCCGCACCUCUCAAGACCCCAAAACCCCAAAGCUCCGCCGACCGCUGGUUAUGGUUAGUCUAAACGACGACCAAGACCCCCACUUUCGGAAGGCCGUCUUUGACGCGGAGCUCUGCCCUUCGGACUGUCCGAGGCCCUGUGAGACGAUCUGUCCGGCAGCGGCCAUAGAUCUGAAGCUGGCGGGGAACGGAGACGGGCUGCAAACAGGGCCCGAAAAGACGAAGCUGGAGGGAGGCGUCAUUGAGGAGAGGUGCUACGGCUGCGGUCGAUGCAUCAACGUUUGUCCCUUGGGUUUGAUAGAGGCCCGAAAUUACGUUCGUCCCCCGGAAGCUGUUGCGGCGCUUUUGCGUGAGGGGAGGGUGGACGCCGUCGAAGUCCACACUCAGGGACGGGAUCCUGCCGCGUUCCGGCAGCUCUGGAAAAAGCUGGGCCCCGCAUUUCAGCAGCUCAAACUAGUCGCGGUGAGCCUCCCGGAGCCGGCCCUUCCUCAGAUGCAGCCCAUGUAUGACGUCAUGGCCCCGUGGUUACUUCAGCAAGGGGGGCCGGUGCUUGUCUGGCAGCUCGACGGGCGGCCAAUGAGCGGCGACAUUGGCGCCGGCGCAACACGGGCGGCGUGCCGACUCGCAGAAAAGGUGCUGCAGGACGAGACCAGGCCGCCAGGUUUCCUGCAGCUGGCAGGGGGAACAAAUGGCCACACCGCAACCAGUAUGCAGCGUGCUGGGGUUUUUGGAAAAGUCGCUGGCGUGGCUUUUGGUGGGUAUGCCCGGAAGAUUCUGCACCCGUUGCUUUCGGAGGCGGAGACACCGAGGAAGCUGGAAAAUCUUUUUCUCCAACUGAGGUCUGGGAGAAAGGUCCUCGAUCUGGACACGUUGCAUUUCUUAGAGCAGCCUGUGGACGAAGCUACGGCACUUCUGGAACCUUUUCGAACACCAAGAGAAAACCUACAUUUUUGAUCUGCCGACCCGGCUUUACUCUCCAUUAUUACCGCCA
This is a messenger RNA of Klebsormidium nitens, 1523 nucleotides long. The record is from the annotation of a GenBank genome assembly. Lineage: Eukaryota; Viridiplantae; Streptophyta; Klebsormidiophyceae; Klebsormidiales; Klebsormidiaceae.